Colletotrichum truncatum is the source of this 1680-nucleotide messenger RNA. Its product is annotated as CrcB-like protein. Gene Ontology annotation, cellular component: plasma membrane. Lineage: Eukaryota; Fungi; Ascomycota; Sordariomycetes; Glomerellales; Glomerellaceae. Gene Ontology annotation, molecular function: fluoride transmembrane transporter activity. The record is from RefSeq and is a predicted model, not a curated record. Gene Ontology annotation, biological process: fluoride transmembrane transport.
AUGGAAAGCGGCAACACUAGUGAACCGACGCGCGCACACGAUCCUGAAACGGAGAAUGAUCGAUUCGAUGAUAAUACGGAAGAAGGACUCAGUCCCAGGCGGAGGAGCACGUUUGGCAGGAUGACACCUGGGAACCGGUCAAGGAGGAGCAGCGUCUGGCAGGACGAUGCGACGGAAGGAUAUGGCUUCAUGCGGAGGGGCACAUUUGGCAAGGUGAUCUCUGGCAGCCGGUCAAGGAGGAGUAGUGUCCGACAGGAAGAUUCGACGGAGGGACAUGGCUUCAUGCGGCGGGGCACGUUUGGCUUUAACCUGUUUAGCCGCUCGAGGAAGAACAGCGAGCAGCAUGAUGGCCCUACCAGACAAAACUCGACGGUUCAUGAUGGCGGCGGCGGCGUCAGUGAGGUGGUUGCCGAUCCCGUUGGGGUUGCCGACCCCGUUGGUCAAAGCCCCGGCGAGACCCAGGCAGGCAAUGAGAAUGCCUUGGACAAGACACCUAGCCAGAGACAAGAUGGACAUGAGCCAACAAGCCGUGAUAUCGAGAUGCAGGACGGACAGAACGGGACGGCUGAAACACCCCCUCAUUCUGCGGUGCAGGUGUCCAAGGCCGCGACGGAGUUGUAUACCCUAUCGUACCUCGUCUUCUUCGCCAUCUUUGGCACACUCGCUCGCCUAGGACUCCAAGCUCUAACGACGUAUCCCGACGCACCUGUGUCGUUUGGGGUUCUAUGGGCCAACGUUGGGGGUAGUUUAGUCAUGGGCUUCUUGGCGGAAGACAGGAAGCUCUUCCGGUAUGAAUGGGGCACAGCGACGUACGACGAGGCUGUCAAACGGGCGCGUGGGCAGCGAGACUCCGAGGCAACCGCAGCGUCAGCGGUAGACCUUGCUGCAGCAAAAAAGGCACAUUUGGCGACGAAGAAGACGAUUCCGCUAUACAUUGGCCUUGCGACAGGCUUUUGCGGUUCCUUCACGUCUUUCUCUUCAUUCAUCCGCGACGUCUUUCUCGCCAUGAGCAAUGAUCUUCCCGGCGCCGGUGGCGUGGUCCCUACGCCCCGCAACGGGGGAUACUCCUUCAUGGCCCUGUUAGCCGUUAUAAUCACAACCGUAAGCCUCUCACUCUCUGCGCUCUUUGUCGGCGGGCAUCUCGCGGCCGCUCUCGAGCCGAUCAUCCCUUCUAUCCCGUACCCGUUCAGUCGCAGAAUUCUCGAUCGCGCGGCAGUGCUGCUGGGUUGGGGUAGUUGGCUUGGCGCUAUUUUCCUCUCCAUCUGGCCGCCCCACGACGCCUGGCGCGGUCAGGCCGUUUUCUCACUAGUGUUCGCGCCGCUGGGCUGUCUGGCAAGGUUCUAUGUGAGCCUCUGGCUCAACUCGCGCAUUACGACGUUUCCCUUGGGUACUUUUACCGUCAAUAUCGCCGGCGUCGCCGUGCUCGGCAUGUGCUGGGACCUAGGGCACGCGGGUAUCGGCGGCCUUGUGGGGUGUCAAGUGCUACAGGGUGUCGAGGAUGGUUUCUGCGGGUGCUUGACUACGGUAUCGACGUGGGUUGCGGAGCUGGCGGCAUUGAGGAGGCGCCAUGCGUAUGUCUAUGGUGCUGCCAGCGUUGUGGCUGGUUUCGCCAUCAUGGUUGUCAUUAUGGGUGGCCUUCGAUGGUCGGACGGCUUUCAGCCAUUGAUGUGCAUCCACUGA